Molecule: messenger RNA, 630 nt
Organism: Colletotrichum siamense
Lineage: Eukaryota; Fungi; Ascomycota; Sordariomycetes; Glomerellales; Glomerellaceae
Exons: 1
Coding region: 1-630 (209 amino acids)
Source: RefSeq, a predicted model, not a curated record
AUGACGGAGGUUCUCAUGGCGACUCCAAACAUCACGCACUUUCAGUAUAGCGGACUACCAUCGGGUACCGAAACAUCCAGGAAACCCCUCCUAGGACCGCAAAUGCUGUGCAAUCUCCUCAGGAACGAGUACGAUGCUGCAGCUAGCCAGCCCAGUGGCACAACCAAGCUGGACCUCCCGAACCUCCAUCGCCAGCUACGCACCCUGAAGAUGGAUUUCCACAGCACCCAGUAUCCCUUUGAAUGGGAAGACAGCGAAACAGUCAUGUCUCUGCAAGAGUUUGCCAAGCUCCGAGACCUGAGCAUCGAUACGCACAGCUUUACUUCUCGAACCGAUAACCAGAACCAUCUCAUGAUGAACAACAUCGGCAGCAUGAUUCCGCAAUGCCUUGAGACUUUGGAGAUUAGUCGCGUCGGCGAUUUCCUUCUCGAGGAACUUGUCCAGGUUGGUCUGAGAGAAAUUGCCGAUUCGGUUAGGCAGGGACAAACUCGACAGCUGAGACGGAUCAACCUUACAGAUUGCUUAGUUCAUGACCAUCGGCCGACACAACAGAACGCUCUUCACGACUUACGGGAGAUGUUCGACACUCCCGGCGCGCCUUCCGUAUAUCUCAACGACAAAGCCCUUUGA